This is a messenger RNA of Suillus discolor, 2580 nucleotides long. RefSeq lists its product as uncharacterized. The record is from RefSeq and is a predicted model, not a curated record. The transcript is spliced from 9 exons. Bases 1 to 2580 code for a protein of 859 amino acids. NCBI's taxonomy places the organism in Eukaryota, Fungi, Basidiomycota, Agaricomycetes, Boletales, Suillaceae.
AUGGAUGAUGAUCACGGCUCAACUCACUCUGAUAAUCAUGACACCUUUGAACCUUACUCACUGACAGAAUUUACAGGUGACUACUUUGGUACCUACAAUGAAGAAGAUUUCAAGUGGCCAGAGGUCCAUCAAGUUAUGGAGUCUGACUCUGGAACUCAGGAAGAGCACGAGGAUGAGGAUUGUGAUGAACUUAGAGAUGGAGAUGCCAUAGCUGCUCAUAAUGCAGAGCUUGAGCAUGGAUGGGAACACCCUGUGGACCCUGCAUCACAGAACAUUGAUUUUCCUGACUCAGAGGAUGUAUCUCUGCAACAACAGCCAUGUCAUGCAGAACAACGACAAGCAGAAGCACCCCUUGGCCAACACCCCACUAUUGAGGAGUUCCCACGGUGUGAAAAUAUUUGGGCUUCCUUCACAUCUCAUGUAGAUUAUGAGGUCGCAAAGUGGGCAAAGCUUUGUGGUGCUGGAUCAACAGCUUUUUCAGAACUGCUGGCAAUUGAUGGGCUUCGUGAUGCAUUAGGUCUUUCCUAUCAAAACUCCCAUGAACUCAAUCAGAUCAUCGACCAAGAGCUGCCAUGCAGACGACCGUAUUUCAAACACAAAGAGAUCAUUGUUGUCAAUGAGGUGUUUGAUGUAUACUCACACAAUAUUAUGGAGUGUGUCAAAGCUCUCUACUCAGACCCAGAUUUCUCACAACAUCUCCUUCAUGCUCCUGAGCGCCAUUAUGUUGAUUCUGACAAGACUGUUAGAAUGUAUCACGAUCUUCACACAGGCAAGUGGUGGUGGUCUACCCAGAAAGAGCUUGAGACCAAGAAACACAGAGCCACUGUCAUACCCAUUAUCCUUUCAUCGGACAAAACUCAGGUCACCAUGUUCAGAAACAAAUCCGCAUAUCCGGUCUACAUGACAAUAGGGAAUAUUCCGAAGGAAAUUCGUCGAAAACCGUCUCAACGAGCAUGGAUCCUUCUUGCAUAUCUGCCAACUGCAAAACUCAAACACAUUACCAACAAGGCAGUUAGAUGUUGGACUUCAACUAAUCUAUUCCACACCUGCUUGCAUCAUAUCUUAGAGCCAUUGAGAGUCCCCAGAGAAGAUGGUGUUGCCAUGGCGAGUGGGGAUGGAGUCAUACACCGAGGACAUCCUAUUCUUGCCUGUUAUUCUGCAGAUUACCCAGAACAACUGCUGACGACAGGAAUCGAAUCAGGAGAGUACGAGCUGGGACGUCCAGACAUUCCUGUGAAGCUUCGAGAUUUUGUAGCAAUUCUUGCUGCAUUGUCACUGGUUGACGAGGACUACGGCAUGUGGACGAGAGCAUGCCAGGAGUGUGGGAUCAAGCUGGUCUUCAAACCAUUUUGGGAGGACCUCCCGCAUGCUAAUAUCUUCCAGUCAAUUACACCAGAUGGCAUAAUCAAACAUCUGAUCGAGUGGAUCAAGGAAGAAUACAGCAAGGCCAAGAUUGAUGCUUGUUGUCGCAGGCUUCCACCAAACCAUAGCAUUUGCCUAUUUAUGAAAGGUAUCAGUAGCCUUUCCCAUGUCAGUGGAACAGAACACAACCAAAUAUGCCGCUUCCUGCUCGGUGUCAUCAUUGAUAUCCGAUUGCCUGGAAAUCUUGACAGUGCUCGCCUUAUUCAUGCUGUUUUUAAUUUCAACCUUCCGAAACUUCAUUUCUUCUGUCAUUAUGUGCAUAUGAUCAAACUAUAUGGCACAACUGACAACUACAACACCGAGUACACUGAGUGCUUACAUAUUGAUCUCGCAAAGGAUGCUUACAGGGCUACCAACCAUAAAGACAAGUAUCCGCAAAUGACCCUCUGGCUUGAAAGACACGAGAAGAUGUUAUGGCACAAUAAUUUUGUCCAAUGGCGCCUUGCUAUGACUAAACACCUGACUGCAAAACAUGUUUCAUUGGACCGUAUCAUUUGUGGUUAUGGUGCCAUAUUUUUCAUGGAGGCAUUAGCUUGUUAUGUCAUUCGCACCAAUCAACCCACUUUGUCUGCAGUGCAACUCAAACAAGAAGCUGCCCACAUUGUCCUUCCCUUCCAGACUGUCGCCACAUUCCAUAGGGUCAAAUUUUACACAAUCAACACCAGUGGAUAUCAUGACCCAACAGCUACAAUUGAUUCGGUGCAUUGUCAACCACCACGGAAGGACAACAAAGGGCAUAUUAUCCCUGGACAUUUUGACACUGUUUUAGUCAAUGAAGGUGAUGGUGGGACAAUGGGUGCUAAUGGGUAUCAUGUUGCACAAGUCCGUGUUGUCUUCACACUGACAAGUCAUGCUGCAGCUGCCUUAUUUCGCACACCUGCCAAGGCACCUACCCACUUUGCUUAUAUGGAGUGGUUCACGCCAUUCGGGCAACCCGAAGCAAACCAUGGUUUGUACAAAAUUUCCCACAUCAUUCGUAAUGGAGAGCGUCUUGUGAGCAUCAUCGAUAUCUCUGAUAUUUGCAGGAGUGUACACCUUAUUCCAAAAUUCGGCCCAGUUGUACCUCAUGAAUGGACAAGCAGUACUGUUCUGGAGCUUUGUUCUAGCUUCUUUGUAAACUCAUUCAGUGACAGGCAUGCUUAUCUCACUAUAAUCUGA